AUGUCGCGCGAAAUUGAGCAGCUGGCUCAGCCAGCAAAUAAAAGAAAGAUGCGACUCAUUGUCGCUAGCUGUAGUCGAACAGGCACACUGGGACUCCAUGCAGGACUGGAAAUGCUGGGGUAUACGCCCUAUCACAUGAUUGAUGUGAUGUUCAAGGGUAGAAGCCCUCACAUGAAGGUGUUCACAGAGGCUAUAGUUGCCAAUCACAACCAACUCUCCGGCAUCAAGCGAUACGAGACGCCAGACGUGGACAGGUGGAUAGGAAACUAUGAUUGCUUGAUGGAAAUCCCAAGUUACAUCGGGACUAGGGCCAUCAGGGGAUAUAUUGAAGAUCCCAACGUCAAGUUUAUAGUGACCGAGCGCAUGCCUGAAAAAUGGGUCAGGUCAAUCGACAAUACUAUUGGGGAAGCUGUCAAGGCAGCCAACCAGUUUCCACUCAAUAUUCUGAAGCGUUUUGACUCGGAGCUCGGCCAUUUCCUGCACCUCGCCACGGUAAUGUACUGGGCUUAUGCGGAUGGGGCGAACCCAGGUGAUGCCAACAGUGAAGCCGCUCUCUACAAGAACUACGUGGAAUAUAUUCGAACUAUGAAGGAAACACUUCCCGAGGAUAGGCUCCUAGUGGUGAAGCUUGAGGAUGGCCUGGGCUGGGAACAGAUCUGCCCGUUCUUAGACCUGCCAAUACCCGAGGAAAAGUUUCCUCGUGGUAAUGAGCCCGACAAGUUUCACAGGAUUGUUGCGGACUAUAUGGAACCCAGAGUGAAGGCAGCCAUCCUGAACUUCGGUGCAAUGGUCACCGCCACAGCUGGAGUAGCUGGAUAUUUGGGGUGGCGGUACUUUGCUAUCUCGGACGAGCAUGGACUGGACAAUUCUGGAAGGUUUGCUGGUUCUGACGACCAGCGUGAAAAGCUGAAUGUCUACUUUUCUGAGAUGGAGGCACAGCAAUAUGUCCCUCGUGCAGUACUGCUUGACUCGAAAACUGAGAGUAGGGACAGAAUUUGUACAGGUCCUCUUCGCGCCCUCUUCCGCCCUCGUAGCCUUUUGUUCAGAGGCUAUGGCGCCGGUCAAUGCUGGGCAGCUGGCCAUCACACUGCAGGCGCCGAGCUUAUCGACGAUUCUCUUGAUAUUGUGCGCCGUGAGGCUGAGGCCUGUGAAUGUCUGCAAGGUUUCCAGAUCACUCACUCCUUAGGUGGGGGAACGGGAAGCGGUAUGGGCGCACUGUUGAUCUCAAGGUUGCGCGACGAAUUUCCCGAUAAAAUGAUCGCAACUUUCUCUAUAUUCCCUUCACUCGUACCCGAUGUCGUUGUCGAGCCCUACAAUGUAACCUUGUCGAUGAAUCAGCUGAUCGAAGAUUGCGAUGCAACUUUCUGCAUCGAUAAUCAGGCCCUUAUAGAUAUCUGCACGGGGAGUCUUGGGUUACACGAUCCUUCUCAUAUGGAACUGAACCCCCCGAUCGCAGAGGCUAUGUCUGGUGUUACGGCUUGUUUUCGUUUCCCCGGGCAGCUCAAUUCGGACCUGCGCAAGCUGACAAUGAACAUGGUGCCAUCUGCUCGCCUACACUUUUUUAUGCUUGGACUGGCCCCUCUGCCCGGUUAUACUUCCCGGUCCUCCAUCCGUGUACCGCAGAUCACUCACCAGCUAUUCAGACGCGACAAUAUAAUGGCGUCUGGGGACCACCAGAUGAGCCAUUUCCUCUCAUGUUUGACCAUUUUCCGCGGCAAGGUCAACAUGGCCGAAGUCGAAGCACAAAUGAACAAUCUGCGGAAUAACCGCUCUGCUGAGUUUAUCGAAUGGGCUCCCAAUAACAUUCGAUCCACUGUGUAUUUGCCUCGUAGCCCCGAUGUGUCAUGCGCACUCUUGGCCAACUCGACAUCGAUUCAGGAGGUGUUUAGUCGCAUCAGUGGGCAGUUUUCUGCGUUGUACAGGCGCAAGGCCUAUAUGAAUCCUUAUACCAUGCAUGGGGUGGAUGAGCUUGAUUUUAUGGAAGCGGAGUCAAACAUGAAUGAUUUGAUCGAAGAAUACCAGGAGCAUCAGGGCGGCCCUGUGCGCUAG
Molecule: messenger RNA, 2049 nt
Organism: Aspergillus bombycis
Lineage: Eukaryota; Fungi; Ascomycota; Eurotiomycetes; Eurotiales; Aspergillaceae
Product: tubulin alpha-1 chain
Exons: 8
Coding region: 1-2049 (682 amino acids)
Biological process (GO): microtubule cytoskeleton organization; mitotic cell cycle
Cellular component (GO): cytoplasm; microtubule
Molecular function (GO): GTPase activity; GTP binding; structural constituent of cytoskeleton
Source: RefSeq, a predicted model, not a curated record